ACCACGGGUUACACCGCUUUUUAUUCGUGUGUAAGUUUGGAUAUAAAGCGUGUGGAUUUGUGGUGUUACCUAAGGUUUAGCUGGAGGCCGGCGGAGGGAUCUAUCUGAUCUUUGUAAAUAUUGGCAACGGCUGGGCUCGAGGCAGAGUGGCGCGCUUCUCUGGAUGCAGCAGGCAACGUCUGAAUUAUUUAUUUUUUUUGGACCGGACUACCGAUGGAUUUCCCCCGCGUAACCGUGUCGUUUUGGCCGUGAGAAGAAGCGAGGACUCCGCUGUUAUCUUGGCUCUUUACGUGGCUAUUUCCCAGCUGUGUUUUAAUUUUUAUCGGGACAAGUCACGAGCAGCAUGCUGCUCUCCAAACUGGGCUCCUUGUCUCACAUCUCGUCCAGCAUGGAUCUGCCGGCGAAGCUGCAGCAAGCCAAAGCGGAGAAGCAGCCGUUUGAGAAGCUGUACCGGCUCGGUUCGGUGCUCGGUAGCGGAGGAUUUGGCACGGUCCACGCGGCGGUCCGCCUCGCCGACGGGCUGCCGGUAGCGGUGAAGCAUGUGUGCAGGGACAGAGUGACUGAGUGGGGCUCUCUGUGCGGCGCGGUGGUUCCUCUGGAGAUCGUGCUGUUGAAGAAGGUGGGCGGGGCGUUUGGCGGCGUGGUGCGCCUGUUGGACUGGUGGGAGCUGGCGGACGGCUGGCUGAUGGUGAUGGAGCGCCCCGAGCUGGGGCAGGACCUGUUCGACUACAUCACGGAGCGCGGCCCGCUGGAGGAGGCGGCGGCGCGCGGCUUCCUCCGCCAGGUGCUGGAGGCGGUGCGUCACUGCUACGCCUGCGGCGUCGUCCACCGGGACAUCAAGGACGAGAACCUGCUGGUGGACCUGCGGACCGGACAGAUCAAACUCAUCGACUUCGGCUCAGGGGCGCUCCUCAAAGACACCGCCUACACAGAGUUCGAUGGUACGCGGGUGUACAGUCCUCCGGAGUGGAUCCGGUUCCACCGGUACCACGGCCGCCCGGCCACCGUCUGGUCCCUCGGCGUGCUGCUGUACGACAUGGUGUGCGGGGACAUCCCCUUCGAACAGGACGAGGAGAUCCUGAGAGGACGGCUCUACUUCAGACGCCAGAUCUCCUCAGAGUGCCGGCAGCUGAUUGGCUGGUGUCUGAGCCAGCAGCCGUCUGACCGGCCGACCCUGGAGCAGAUCCUUCUCCACCCGUGGGUGACGGGCAGCGACGGGCAGCAGGCGCACGGCGCCGCCAUCACGCUCCACGCCGUCACAGCGGCCGCCCCCCCCUCCAGCGAGCAGGCCCUCUGAUUGGUCAACGCAAGGCUGUUUUCGAAGUGUUUUCCGGUGGCGGGGGCGAGUCAUCACAGUUCAGGAUUGGGUCGACUCCACGGCCCCCCCCCCAACCCGUCCACAGACGGUACAUCCGCUCUUAAAGAGCCUAAACGCCGGCCUGGUGUUUGUGUUUCAGAGUGCCUUGAGUUCGAAGGUUGCUGUGGGCAGAGCGUUGCCACGGCAACCAACUUAAGUUCAGAAGUGGGUCGGGAGGGUUGUUCAGACGUUCCUAGAGUUCAGAUAAUAACAUUUAUAAACAAAGAUAAACGUGUUAAAUCAUC
Molecule: messenger RNA, 1602 nt
Organism: Etheostoma cragini (Arkansas darter)
Lineage: Eukaryota; Metazoa; Chordata; Actinopteri; Perciformes; Percidae
Product: serine/threonine-protein kinase pim-3-like
Exons: 6
Coding region: 344-1297 (317 amino acids)
Biological process (GO): regulation of mitotic cell cycle; protein autophosphorylation; negative regulation of apoptotic process
Cellular component (GO): cytoplasm
Molecular function (GO): ATP binding; protein serine/threonine kinase activity
Source: RefSeq, a predicted model, not a curated record